Messenger RNA from Mus caroli (Ryukyu mouse), 7621 nucleotides. The record is from RefSeq and is a predicted model, not a curated record. Lineage: Eukaryota; Metazoa; Chordata; Mammalia; Rodentia; Muridae.
CGCUGUGUCCUGCCCAGGUUUGCCAUCUCAGCAGCCAACAGAGGCUCCAGUGCAGCAGGAAUUCAAGGAACAGCAAGCCAUAGUCCCUAGUGUGAAGAAAAUGCUGGGGACCUGGUAUAACAGUUUUUCUCCAGAGCCAGAGGAGUGCCAAACAGCACUUCCUCCUCCUCGACACAGAAAACCUCUUUGUAGAGGUGGAGGUUUUGGAGGGGUGUGCAUUGAGGGGACAUGGCCCUUUCCUGCUAUGCCAGUUGUCCAAAGUCUGCAGCUAUUCUGAGUGGAGCAGGGAGGAGAAAAGGAAGAAGUGACUGACCAGGUCCCCUCCUCUCUCAGUGAGUGGCAUGGGGGUCUGUUUGGACUCUGGAUUACCAGGGCGAAGCUGGAGUCCUCCAGGUGCUAUUUCCUCAGAGGUGACCUUCCCAGCCUCCUUUGGAGGCUGAACACAGACAAAGCUAUGCUGAUAAACAAUUCGAUGACUCACAGGCCUGUGGUUCCAGGUGAGGUUGCUUGGAUACCGGUACUGAUCUUGCUGUUGGGUUGUUUGGCCUUAAGGAGGGUUGGUAGUCCCAGGCUGCAGCCACAAAUCCUCUAGCCGCUCGAUGGGGAGUCACAGAAGACCGCCUGUGUGUGUCAGAUCCCCACCUCUCUGUAGCAAGAGAAGUAACUACAGCGCCUUCACAGUCAUGAUGAUGAAACUGGUAUUAACUGAGUGGCCCUUAUGGAUUUUUAACUCUAACUCACAGUGAGCCAGCAAGCCAUAUGUUUACAGUUCAACCAAAAACCCUUCGUGUUGCUGCACUUCUUGUGAGAGGUUGAGACGCCUGUUGGUACAGAGUGGAAUACAAGAGUUACUUGCCGUGGAACGCACCUGCAGCAGAGCGAGAAGACGUCUUAAUUUAUCAUUGGAGAGAGAUGAUAGUAUUAUUUAUAUAGGUAGAAUAAAUAUAUAUAUAAAUAUAUAUAUUUUGGUGGUAAUGAAAAUGGCUCCGCAGAAUGCCGACUCGGAAUCUAUGCAAGUACAAGAGCUGCCUGUGCCCCUGCCAGACCCUCAGAAACCCAGAGACCCAGAGGCGGAGACCCAAGAGGAGACCACAAGCGAGGGGUCCAUAGACAGAAUCCCCACACGCCUAUGGGUCAUGCAUGGGGCAGUGAUGUUUGGCAGGGAAUUUUGUUACGCGAUGGAGACAGCACUGGUUACACCUAUACUGUUACAGAUAGGCCUCCCUGAGAAGUACUACAGCCUCACCUGGUUCCUGAGCCCCGUACUCGGCCUCAUCUUCACACCGCUUAUUGGCUCUGCAAGUGACCGCUGCACCCUGAGCUGGGGCCGCAGGCGGCCCUUCAUCCUUGCGCUGUGUGUGGGGGUCCUCAUUGGUGUUGCACUUUUCCUCAACGGCUCCGCCAUAGGUCUGGCGCUCGGUGAUGUUCCCAGCCGGCAGCCCAUUGGCAUUGUCCUCACGGUGCUGGGAGUGGUGGUCCUGGAUUUCAGUGCCGAUGCAACUGAAGGGCCCAUUCGUGCCUACCUGCUGGAUGUGGUAGACAGUGAGGAGCAAGACAUGGCCCUCAACAUACACGCCUUCUCUGCUGGCCUUGGUGGGGCCAUUGGCUACGUGCUGGGUGGGCUGGACUGGACGCAGACCUUCCUAGGUGACUGGUUCCAGACGCAGAACCAGGUGCUGUUCUUCUUUGCUGCCGUCAUCUUCUCUGUGUCGGUGGCUCUGCAUCUCUUCAGCAUUGAGGAGGAGCAGUACAGCCCACAGCAGGACCGCGGGCCUGAGGAUCCCACCCUGCCCGGCACCAGCGUUCAGCCUGGCGCCCCAGCUCCUGCCUCCCGCCUCAGCUCCCUUGGUGGGGGCAUGCAGGACGGCAGCCCCCCAUUCCCAGAUGAGGUGCAGUCAGAGCACGAGCUGUCCUUGGACUACCUCGAUGUGGACAUUGUGCGCAGCAAGAGUGACUCGGUGCUGCACAUGGCUGACGCCACACUGGACAUGGAGCCCCAGCUGCUCUUCCUGCAUGACAUCGAACCCUCCAUCUUCCAAGACGCUUCCUACCCCAGCACCCCCCAGAGCACCAGCCAAGAGCUCCUGAGGGCCAAGCUGCCCCGCCUGUCCACGUUCCUCAGGGAGUCCACCAAGGAGGACGACACCUUGCUUGAUAAUCACUUGAAUGAAGCUAAAGUCCCAAAUGGGAGAGGCUCCCCACCAAUCAACUCCCUCAGCCGCUCCAAGGUAGACUUGAAGCCCUCAGUCACAUCUGGUUCCAUGAGGCGGCGUAGGCACAUGUUUCACAGGCAGGCUUCUAGCACCUUCUCAUACUACGGCAAGAUUGGAUCUCACUGCUACCGCUACCGCCGGGCCAACGCAGUGGUCCUCAUCAAGCCGUCCCGAAGCAUGAGCGACCUGUAUGACCUGCAGCAGCGGCAGCGCUCCAGGCACCGCAACCAGAGUGGGGCCACUGCCUCCAGCGGGGACACGGAGAGUGAGGAGGGUGAGACAGAGACCACCGUGCGCCUGCUGUGGCUGUCCAUGCUGAAGAUGCCCAAGGAGCUGAUGUGGCUCUGCCUCUGCCACCUACUCACUUGGUUCUCUGUCAUCGCAGAGGCUGUCUUCUAUACUGACUUCAUGGGCCAGGUUAUCUUCAAAGGGAACCCGCAGGCCCCCUCCAACUCCACCAAGUGGCAUGCCUACAAUGCUGGCGUGAAGAUGGGCUGCUGGGGCCUGGUCAUCUACGCUGCUACUGGUGCUAUCUGCUCAGCCUUGCUACAGAAGUACCUGGACAACUAUGACCUGAGCAUCAGGAUCAUCUACAUGUUGGGGACACUGGGCUUCUCCGUGGGUACCGCUGUGAUGGCCAUGUUUCCCAACGUCUACGUGGCCAUGGUCACCAUCAGCACCAUGGGCGUUGUCUCGAUGAGCAUCUCCUACUGCCCCUAUGCCCUCCUAGGGCACUACCAUGACAUCAAGGAGUAUGUCCACCACAGUCCGGGGAAUUCCAAGCGUGGAUUUGGCAUUGACUGCGCCAUCCUCUCCUGUCAGGUCUACAUCUCCCAGAUCCUGGUUGCAUCUGCCCUUGGAGGCGUGGUCGACGCUGUGAAUAGUAUCGUUGUCAUCCCCAUAGUGGCUUCUGUGGGCUCUUUCCUGGGCUUCCUGACAGCCACAUUCCUGGUCAUCUACCCUGAGGUGUCAGAGGAGCCUAAGGAGGAACAGAAAGGCCUGUCCUCAGGGCCCGCUGGCGAAGGCGAGGGUGGGGCGGGCAGUGAGAAGCCCACUGUACUGAAGCUGUCUCGGAAAGGGGGCCUUCGGGGGCUGCUGGAGACGGAGUCCAUGGUGUGAGCCCCCGCUGGUACAUUCCACACUGGAGGGCAGGGCGCGCUGGGGGUUAGGCUUGCCCAUACCGUGCGAGCUGGAGUUCCUUCCCAGAGCACAGUCCAAGUUCAGUAGGUGUUAGGUGUAGGGUAGGUUUGAGCUAUUAGACAAAAAUAUCACACUAAUUACCUUUCCCACGAUUAAAAAAAAUCAUUUGAAAUCUUUUUUUAUUGAAAAAGAACUUAAUUUCAGCUGUCUUUUAUUCUGCAGGUAUUAUCAUUCUGCAUGUUUUAAAUUGUGAAAUAUUCACAGCAUAGUCAAUAAGCAAUUUAGAAAACAUAAGGGUCUGCAUUUCUAAACCAGUAAUUGGAAGUGCAGAAACUGACUCCCUUGGCAGAUACCAUCUGAAGGCAGCAGACAGCAGCGCAGUUUCCAGAUUGCCCAGCAGGUGUCUGUUGGAGACACCUUCAGCAUCAGUCUGGUAUUGCAGCGCCUCAGAGUAUUUUUCUGUUUAUUUUAGAAACAGUAUUUUCUUUUUCACAACUGUGGUUUUCUUAGAAGAACAUCAUCUCUGGCGAGUUAGGCUCGCAAUCCUGUGCACAGCUGAGACCACACACCAAAGCUGGGGAAAGGUCCCAGAGGUGUUUGAGCAGAAGGCAGCCAUUCCCCAGGGCAGCCUCCAGACAUCCCACCCAGGGACAGCACCAACCAGCAGGGCUGAAUGUGAACUCUCAGUGUGCCUCCUGCGUGCUUGUGUGUAAGUUUGUCUGUCCAGUCCCUACCCUCGUGGUCCUCCCCAGAAGCCACCACAGGGCAGCUGUUGGCUCCGUGGGACACUUCAGCUUGUCUCUACACGUUUGGCUGGAAAUCAGGCACAGAGCUCCUCCGGGUGAGCAUCGGCUCCCAAGUCCUGCUGCACGGCUACCUCGAGAGUGGGAGACAGUGGCAUCAGAGCAGGGCACGGGAAGGUGCCGAGCCUACCUCCUACCACAUUGCUGACAUUGAUUCUCGCUGGAACCUAACUGAAGUCUUGUGAACUCCUCACCUGCUCCUGCUGACGGUCACUGGAGUGGGAUGAAGGCAAAGAACAGCAAGCAUCUGCCUGAGCAGGCGGGCUGCUGACCCACGAUCCCUGCGGUGUCCCGUUUCUGCACAUGAGCAGAACAUGGGCUUCAGGGAAGCAGGCUCAGCAAGUACAGCUGUGGGUAAAGACUUUCCAACGACGUCUCUGUUUAACAACUCCAGUCUCUCGGUUCAUGAAACAGUCGGUCUGCACUCAGGAGAGGGGAGAACCUCCCUGGAUGGUACCCAGAUGAAGUCAGAGCCAUGCUCUUGUUGCCUCGGUUGGUGUUUUUACAUAAAGUACUUUAAAGUGCAUGAGAAUCAUGCUGCAAUAUGAGCAUUCUAAAGCAAAUAUAUAUACAUAUAUAUUUCAAGAUGAAAGUAAGCAGUUUUUAAAUAAAUUACUUGAAUUUUCUGUGUCUUCAAAGGAACACUGUGUUUAUGUCCUUGGCCUGGGCUCUCUUGCCACAUUCCCCACACAGGUGGCACUUUGUCGUCUUUAGUGUUUUAUAUCUGGGAAGCAGAGGCAAGCUCAGGAUACAAGGGUACCUUCCCCUUGCCUGGGUCUUCCCUCGAGCCUAUGCCUGCAGAGAACUGUCUCUACCUUCCAGUGUUUUCUGUGUUGCGAAUGGAAUUGCAGGUCUCCUUCUUGGGUAGGGGAAGUUGGACUCCAAAACACAGUCCCAGUGCUAAGCCCCCAGCCAGCUCAGCCCCAUCAGCGGGGUGCUCUGUCUCUUUGGGGAAGCAGGCACUUCUGGGCUCCUCCCUCCAACCAGCAUCCUUAGCAGGUCACUCUUGUGCAACAUAGUUUUAAGAUGGUAUUCCCUCCUUCCUGAAACAAAGGACUACAGCCUCUUGUUUUCAGGCACCCUGCUUUUCCACGUUGCCAUAGGAGGACACAGAGAGAGGCAAGGACGCAUAGGACACUUAGGUGGGCAAAACCUGGAACCAUCAAAAUGAGUGUGAGGUCCUAGGACACACGCUGCUCACAACACCUCACCCAAAGGCUUCUGCAGACCUUCCCCACUGAAGCAGAAUGACUGACAGGGGGCUUGAGGUCUAGCAGAGACCACACCCAUAGGAGCAAGAGAUAAUAGGAUCGCCACGAACAGUGGUCCAGACCUUAGGAUGCCAUGGCUUCCACUUACCAUAAGCUGAAGUACCACAAGGAUACUGUGUUUAUGGCACAGGUCUUGGCAAAGCCACCAGUAAAAUGCUGACACCCAGUAAGAACAGUCAGCCAGAGGCAUGCAUGUUUGUUACUGUCAGAUCAGGCUGCACAUCUGGUACUUUUUAAGACCUGAGCCUGUUAGGGUUUGCAUCCAAAGGCCGCUGUCUGUGGGUCUGGCCAGUGUGAGGGCCCUUGGGAUGAGACCCAAGGGUGAUAACAGAGUUGAUUUCUGGGCUUCCUUACAGAUAAAUAUAGUGAGCCAUGGGCCUCGAGGUGGAUGAUGUCUCAACCAGAGUAAACAAGUAGCCAGGCCCUUUUGCCUAGCCCUUCCCUCACUGAGAUGCCAAGGGACGAGGGCUGGCUUUGCAGUGGGUGAUGCCAAAGCUUGUAUUGCUCAGACCAGACCAGGUACUUCUGUUUCCUGACUUGGACUUGCAGACCCAGCACUCACAGGCACUGGGAUCCCAGAGAGUGCACCUGAGUAGCUCUUCCGUGGCCUAUGAUCUUGAGAGGAAAGGUGGUUCGGUUCCCUGGACCCAGGGGACUGGAAGGGUCAAACAGAUGCCCAUUUGUGGCCAGUGCUGAGGAUGCAAACGGAGGAGUUAGCUUUGUAAUACCUUGGGAUUUAGACGUGAAAAGCACCUGUGUGGUAGGGGAUUAGCAGGAAUUCCACUGGUCCCAGGCCACAGAAUUGCAUGCAGGUUACUAACGGAAGGGAGCCCGCUUCUCUUUCCCGUGAAAAUCAACACAUUUUUUUAAAGUUUGCCUGCAAGAGAGUACAAGCCCGUUAAGUGGUCCACAGCCUGGGGGCAGAAUGGCAUGGUGGCACUUCCUGGUAUCUGGAAAGCUAGCUAUGGGACGUUGUCUGUUCUUAGCCUAAGGUCUCAGCUGGAAUAUUCACACCAACAGGUGCACAGCCCUCAGACUCCCACCCUUGAGAUCCUCAGGGCCCUGUGAGAGAUGGUUUGGACAAAGUUGGGAGUGACAGAGCAGGAUCUGGAUGGUAGCCUCCUGGAGUGGUCAAGAUGUCAUAGAAGGUGCAGUGACCCCUCCCAUCAGCUGCAGCCUGGCUGCCUUAUCUCCCUGGUACCUACCACUGGCUUCUGCAACGCAUGGGGUUAAUGGCUCCCUUUGUCUGUGGCCAGUGGUCAGUGCAGGAGCAGCAACCAUGGCUAUGUGUGCUACAGGUCAGUGUCCUAAAACAUCUACUGAAACCAGACGCUCAUCAACCUCACAUACACCAAACGCCAUGGCCCCCUAGCUGUGCCGCUUCCCCAUGAACCUCUGCCUUCAGCCACCAACCAACACCUGGAUUGUGCAGGUGAAGCCACCGGUGGGUCCUCCUCCAUGGCUGUCACCAGAAACGGGCUUACCCCUCUGCAUGUGAGCUUUCGAGAGUGCCUGGGGACUGCCCAGCACGGCAGCCAUGCUGUCUGCUGGACUGACUCUUAUUAAACGGGGCAGGCAGGGGGCGUGCACACCCAUAGCUCAUCACCACUUCAUGAAAAGCCAGCAUCAUGGUGGGAAGCCUGAGACAGCCCCUCUGACAGCAACCCUUGGGCCUCCAGGAGCACAGAGCAACCUGGGCAUCCCAGCUGCCUCCCCUGCUGCCUGUUGAAGGUCCUGUGCUGGGACCCAGUAGCAGGAAGAACAGUUGUUAGAAAGGCCUCGGCACAAUGGCACUCCCCAGGCACCUCGGAACAAAAAACGAUUUAGUUCCUUUGUGAACUGGAAACAGGACAACUGUUAUCAACUUAUUAAGUUGGAGCACUGUAAUAGCUCUUGCUGAUUUUUAGCAACAGUUAAGUGUGUGUUAAACACAUGUUACAAUUUAUGAAGAAACAGAUUCUAGAGAGAGUACUAUCACACACGACAACUUUGUUUUUUACUAGGUGGAUAUUGAUGUCUGCUGCUGUCCAGAGCCCCUCUAGGGCUUUGUCCUUUCUUUGUCACAUGCUGGGCUACUGGUCCCUGUACAUCACUCAGCGUGUAUGGCCUGACUCCUUCCUGCCAGGCUAGCGUCUCCCUGCCGCUAUUGCUGUUACGCUGUGGUUAAUUCAAUAAAUGUUACCAUUGCAGAUGA